Messenger RNA from Erigeron canadensis, 2805 nucleotides. Its product is annotated as receptor-like protein EIX2. Gene Ontology annotation, molecular function: protein binding. NCBI's taxonomy places the organism in Eukaryota, Viridiplantae, Streptophyta, Magnoliopsida, Asterales, Asteraceae. Bases 1 to 2805 code for a protein of 934 amino acids. The record is from RefSeq and is a predicted model, not a curated record. The transcript has a single exon.
AUGGACAAAAAUAUGAUUUGCCAUAAACUUUUGCAUACUGUUUUCUUUAUCCAGUCAUUUUUUCCCCUAUGGUUAAAGGCCACUACCGCCUUUCAACAAGUGGAAGCCACAACAGGACCUGCAAAUGGUACUGUUAUUAACAAGAAGUGCUUCGAUAACGAGAUACAUGCUCUCCUUGAUUUCAAAGCCAUGAUCCUUAAGGACGACUUUGGCAGCCACCUCUCUACAUGGGGAAACAAACAACAAGAUGACCAGUACUGCUGUAAAUGGACAGGAGUCACAUGCAGUAGCCGAACAGGUCAUGUCGUAAAGCUUGAACUAAGUUUUGUUACCUUUAAAGGCGAGAUUAGCCCUUCAUUGCUUAACUUAACCCGUUUAAAUAAUCUUGACCUUUCCUACAAUUAUUUUCAUGGAACAAUUCCUACAUUCAUAGGUUCCAUGACCGAAUUAAGGUAUCUUGAUCUUUCUGGCAGCACUUUUUACGGAACCAUUCCUUCAGAGUUUGGAAACCUUCGAAACUUAAAGAAACUUUCGCUUAGAUACUUGCAGACCGUUAAAAACUUAGAUUGGUUGUCUCAUCUAUCUCUCUUGGAGUACCUUGAUAUGAGUGGGACUUCUCUAGCCAAAGUAAAUAACUGGGUGAAUGUAGUUGUAAGUCUUAAAAAUCUAUCAUUUUUAAGUUUAUCGAACUGUGACCUUUCCCAGGUCAUGUGUCCAUAUUCUAAAUUUGUCAACUCUUCUUCGUCCUCCUCAAUUGUCACCCUUGAUCUCGGAAACAACAAUCUCAACUCAUCCGCUUAUCGUUGGUUGUUCCCAUUAACUAGCAACAAGCUUCAAACUCUUGAUCUGUCUAGCAACAUGUUAGACUGGAUACCUAAAUAUCUUGGAAACCUUUCUAAUUUGACAUCUGUGUUUCUCCAAUACAACUUCAUAAAUGUCAGCUUCCCUGUUUUCCUAAGCAACUUGUCGGGAUACACAUCUUCUACUUUACAAUAUUUGGAAGUUUCACAUAAUCAACUAACAGGGUCACUGCCCGAUGAGAUCCAAAAAUUUACAUCGUUACAAAACUUGUUUCUUUCUCAUAAUCACUUAAAUGGAACAAUAAGUGAAAAAGUUUGGGAACAACCCAAACUGGAACAGUUAGAUGCCACUUCCAAUUCUCUUAGAGGUGCUAAUUUUCAAAACAUCGGCAAGUCAAACAUUUUGUAUAUAUAUCUAGCAAACAACUCACUUGAGGGAGUCCCGCUUACUUAUAGAAAUCACAUGUCAAACCUUUCUCACACAGUGCAUAUCGAUUUGAGCUCUUGCAAGUUAGGACCUCAGUUCCCUAAAUGGAUUCAAACACUUAAAAAUCUUGUCCAUCUUGAUAUUGCCAACAAUAGAAUUUCUGACACAGUUCCUAUCGAAUUUUGGGACACGUGGAGUUCUCAAUUGAGCUAUCUGAAUCUGUCUUCUAACAAUCUCAGUGGGGAAGUACUGAAUCUACUAUCAAACUUUGACCGCUGUUCAACAAUAGAUUUGAGUUCUAAUAGCUUUUAUGGUCCAAUACCGAAUGUUUCCUCAACACUAGAAGCAUUAAAUCUUUCCAAAAACAAAUUCCAUGGAGGAAUAUCCUUUUUAUGCCAUCUUAAUGGGUCUUUAUCAUUUCUCGAUCUCUCUCAUAACUCAUUAACCGGACAAGUUCCAGAUUGCUUGUGGCAUUUCAAAGAGCUAAAGGUUCUUAGUCUAGGACAUAACCGUCUAGCUGGAAGUCUCCCACCCUCUAUGGGAUAUUUGGUUCAACUUGAAGUAUUGUCUUUAUACAAUAACAGCUUUUCUGGAGAAUUGCCAUUGUCAAUAAAGAAUUGUCAGAGUUUAAAAUUUUUGGAUUUGGGAGCCAACAUGUUUUCUGGUAAUGUGCCUAUUUGGAUCGGGGAAAACUUAUUUGAGUUGUAUGUUUUUAGCCUAAGAUCGAACAACUUCUCUGGAACCACGCCUUUACAGAUAUGUGAAUUAGUAAACCUUCAAAUUCUAGACUUGUCAAUGAACAACCUUCAAGGAACGAUCCCUUCAUGUGUAUAUAACUUUUCGAGGAUGUUUGGAGCUAUGUUCUACCAAGAUCCAAACGUACACCUAUUAAACGCAACAGGUGAGUAUGUUGACCAUCAGAUGAUCCAGUGGCAAGGAAUAAUACGUGAAUUCAGCAGUAAUCUGGGACUGUUGAUGAGCAUUGAUCUGUCAAGCAACAAUUUAACAGGACCAGUCCCAUACGAGCUUACCGAUCUUCAUCAAUUGGUCUCACUAAACUUGUCAAAGAAUGCCCUAUUUGGAGAGAUUCCACCAAAAAUUGGCGAGAUGAAUCAUCUUUUAACGUUGGAUUUAUCUAGAAACAAAUUUUCAGGAGGGAUACCAUCAAGCAUGUCUCAGAUGAGUUCAUUGAAUUAUCUGGACGUGUCAUACAAUAGCUUGUCUGGGAGGAUUCCAUCUAGCACUCAGCUCCAAACCUUUGAACCCUCAAGGUACAUCGGAAAUGCAGAACUGUGUGGAUCGCCCCUGCCCAAAUACUGUUCUGAAGACGAAGACUUACAUUUACCCAACGUUGGUGAAGGUGAGGGUGGCAGUGAAGGCCUGGAAGAACUUCAAAGAUGGUUUUAUAUUGGUGCGGCCAUUGGUUUUACUAUUGGGUUUUGGGUAAUGUGUAGUACCUUACUUCUUAACCGUCGUGUGAGACAUACAUUUAUAGGCAUAUUGGAUCGCUUGGAAGAUUGGGCCUACAUGAAUGUGAUGGUAUUCGCGGCAAAGUUGCAAAGGGUUGCCCCUGCAUAA